AAUGGUCAUUAAAUAUAUUAGUAUACAUUACUGCAAUAACAAUGGCUACUUUUACCAAUGAAAACGCAAAAAUUAAGUGCCAUAGCGUACCUAAUUACCGUAAUUCAUUGAACAACAACUGUAUAAUGCCGAUUCAUUACAAUCUGGACAUGAUAAUGUUACCAGGAAAAUUACUAAGUGGCGAGCUGAAUGUCACUUUUUAUAUUAAUUGUAAAAUAUCAAAUAUAACUCUACAUACUACAAGAUCCAUGCUUAUAAUGAUGUUUAGAUCGCCUAAUGGAACAAUCUAUAUUCCAAAUUCUGAUUAUUCGGAGAAUUUUGCUACUUUCAAUUUCAUUAAAUAUUUAUCGCCUGAAAAUACACACUUAGAUUGUGGAGUUUAUACAAUGUACGUGAAAUAUGAAAUCAUAUUUGUUCAUCGGCAUUAUGGAAUGUACUAUAUAAAAAGAGAAGAUAGAAGAGAUAAAGAGUUUCUAUUCGCAACUUUACUUCAACCGAGAAAUGCUCGACAAUUAUUUCCGUGUUGGGACGACCCAAAUUAAAAGCAACUUUUAACAUCACCGUCAAAUUCGAUACGAAAUACAGCCGCUUCAGCGACUUUUCGGACCUAUAUUUUUCUCGCUUAU
Nylanderia fulva is the source of this 626-nucleotide messenger RNA. The record is from RefSeq and is a predicted model, not a curated record. Lineage: Eukaryota; Metazoa; Arthropoda; Insecta; Hymenoptera; Formicidae.